This is a messenger RNA of Suillus plorans, 633 nucleotides long. RefSeq names its product ribosomal protein S10 domain-containing protein. Gene Ontology annotation, biological process: translation. The coding region runs from base 1 to 633 and encodes 210 amino acids. Gene Ontology annotation, molecular function: structural constituent of ribosome. The transcript is spliced from 2 exons. Lineage: Eukaryota; Fungi; Basidiomycota; Agaricomycetes; Boletales; Suillaceae. The record is from RefSeq and is a predicted model, not a curated record. Gene Ontology annotation, cellular component: small ribosomal subunit; mitochondrion; ribosome.
AUGUUCCCUCGACGAUCUUGUCUGGCUCUGCCAACUAUAGCCAGAUUUGUGCGGUUUAAUGGCAGCAGCAGCCACCCAGUUGCUACUCGACAGCUGGAAUCGGAGGCUUCUGCACCAUUGACAGAAGAAGAGUUUUCUUCCAUGAUUAUUCAUGGACGUAGCCUCUACCCCCCGUCAUACCACCCCCGCACUCAUUCAGUUCCAGUCGCUCAGCUGCAGUUCCGCGCAUAUCACCCACAAUUUCUUGAACUGUACAUGCAUUUUGUAGGACAUGCAGCUGCAGCAUUAGGCAUCCCAAUUUCACGCCCGGUGUACUUGCCAACACAACGCUCGCUAUGGACUGUACCUCGUGGUCCGUUCGUGCACAAAAAGAGUCAAGAGAACUUCGAGCGGAAGGUGCACAAACGUGCAAUUAAAGCAUGGGAUGCAGACCCCGAGGUCGUCGACCGUUGGGUGCGGUACAUCGCUCGACAUACAAUGCCUGGAGUUGGGCUGAGAGUGACUCAAUGGAAGAGGGCACCUCCUGGUAUCGGACAACAGAUGGUAGAUGCAGCCGUAGGCUCAACCAGACUAGGAUCCAGUGCCGACAACGUUAAGGCGUUGGCAAAGAAAAUUGUGCAGCAAGAACUUUGA